CUGGCUUGACACAGUUUUGUUUUGCUGUACAACUUCCGGUUUUCAGAUCAGAGGCUCCAGAACCGUGAACAGUUCUAAUCUUAGCUCUCUUUAGCGUUUGUAAAUGAGCGCGUUUGAUGUGUUGUCGCCUCUAAACCGUGUUUUUGACGGCAGCUCUGACAUUUUGUUCCGGACACGAACAUACCAGCAGCUAUUUUGUUUGUUGAUUCGGGGGAGCUGUCGCGUUAGCUGCUAGCUUAAUGGGGUGGAGUUGUGUUUUGCGUUGCCAUUACAGGCUAGAGUAAGGUCAGGUAUCCGUUCUCAGGUGGACAAGACGGCGUCAAACAUGAUGUUGCUACGGAUCUGCAGGAAAUCUCGCCAUAAAGCACUUCGUUGGUUUCGAGCUGCAAUUGUGCUCCUGCUCUGGAUGUGUGCGAUCCGGUCUAUCUGCUGCGCCGCAGCGGCAGGGGAGACAAAGCAUAUCGUCCAGAAAGAGGCCGAGUUUGACAUAACCUAUAAUGACUUGGUUACCAGUGACAACCAGACCAUCUAUGCGUUCAACCACACCAUCUCCCGGAACAAGACGGAGGGGGUUCGUGUGUCUGUGGAUGUGCUGCAGCAGCAGGUGGAGAGUCCAUUUCUGUUCGUAAUCAGGCAGAAACAAGCCGUGAUGUCUUUCCAAGUCCCCCUCAUCCUUAGAGGCCUCUACCAGAGGAAAUACCCCUACAAACACGUGGCCCGAACAUUGUGCCAGCCUCCGACCCGAGCUGCUUCUGAGACCCAGUACUUCUUUGUGGACGUGUCCACCCUGUCCAGUCAGGGGACACACUACCAGCUCCGAGUCAGCCGUGUUGAAAGUUUCACCCUGCAGACAGACGAGAAGUUCAGCUUCACUGCAUCUCCGUCCCAACCCCAGUACUUUAAGUACGUGUUUCCAGAUGGCGUGGAUGCAGUUAUCUUAAAGGUCAACUCUGACAUGGCCUUCCCGUGCUCUGUCAUGUCUGUCCAGGACAUCCAGUGCCCGGUCUAUGACCUGGACAACAACGUGGCCUUUAUAGGGAUGUACCAGACAAUGACAAAGAAAGGUGCCAUCACUGUUCAGAGGAAGGAUUUUCCCAGCAACAGCUUCUAUGUGGUGUUGGUUGUGAAAACGGAGGAUGAGGCAUGUGGUGGCCCGCUGCGCUUAUACCCACUGAGACCCGAUGAACUGAUCGAUGCGGGGAACCGCACGAAGAUCCUGGAUGUGAUGGUCUCGCCUGCCAUAAACUCUGAGAAGUACGUGAUGGGCAUGCUGUUCUGUCUGGGGAUCUUCCUCUCCUUCUACCUGCUGACCCUGCUGGUGGCCUGCGUGGAAAACAAGCAGAUGAAGAGGAGAGAGCUGUUUCAGACGCUAGCUGAUGUGUCACCUGCUGAGACGGCCUCUCUUCUGGGGAAGAACAACGAAGGGAAGACUCCAGCCUACCCGUACGAUUAUGGCUCCUUCGCUGAUAACGGCAGCACGCUGAGCUCAGAGGCCAUCACUGACAGCGCCACGUCCACCGACAACAACUAUGGCUACAUAGAGCGCUCACUGGACAGCGUAGCUCGCAGCAGACAGGAGUCCUUGAGCUCAGUGGAGGAGGACGACUACGACACUUUAGACGAUAUCGACUCUGACAAGAACAUUGUCCGCACCAAGAAGUAUCUGUGUGUGUCUGACCUGGCCCGCAAAGACAAGAGGAUCCUCAGCAAGAAAUACCAGAUCUACUUCUGGAAUAUCGCUACCAUUGCUGUGUUUUAUGCGUUGCCGGUCAUCCAGCUGGUCAUCACCUACCAGACGGCGGUCAACAAGACAGGAAAUCAGGACCUCUGCUACUACAACUUCCUGUGUGCCCACCCCCUGGGAGUUCUGAGCGCAUUUAACAACAUCCUCAGUAACCUGGGUUACGUGAUGCUGGGACUCCUCUUCCUCCUCAUUGUUCUGAAGAGAGAGAUCGUCCACAAGCGAGCACUGGUUCGCCACAACCUCAGCGCUCUGGAGUGUGGCAUCCCAAAGCACUUUGGUUUGUACUACGCCAUGGGGACGGCUCUGAUGAUGGAGGGUUUUCUGAGUGGCUGCUACCACGUCUGCCCCAACUACACUAACUUCCAGUUUGACACGUCCUUCAUGUACAUGAUCGCUGGACUCUGUAUGCUGAAGCUUUAUCAGAAGAGACACCCAGACAUCAACGCCAGUGCCUACACCGCCUACGCCUGCCUGGCUGCUGUCAUCUUCUUCUCUGUGCUUGGAGUGCUGUUUGGGAAGGGGAACACAGCGUUCUGGAUUGUGUUUUCCGUCAUCCACAUCCUGGCCACGCUGCUGCUCAGCACACAGCUGUACUACAUGGGUCGAUGGAGGCUUGAUGCUGGUGUCCUACGCAGGAUUGUGUCCAUUAUCUACACAGACUGCAUCAGGCAAUGCAGUGGACCCAUGUACAUCGACCGUAUGGUUCUGCUGGUGAUGGGGAACAUAGUCAACUGGUCUCUCGCUGCCUACGGCCUCAUAGAGAGACCUAAUGACUUUGCCUCCUACCUGCUGGCCAUCGCCAUCUGCAACCUGCUGCUCUACUUUGCCUUCUACAUUAUCAUGAAGCUGCGGAGCGGUGAGAGAAUCAAGUGUCUGCCGUUGGUGUGUAUCCUCUUCACGGCAAUCGUCUGGGGAUUUGCACUCUACUUCUUCUUUCAGGGUCUGAGUACCUGGCAGAAAACUCCAGCAGAGUCCCGUGAACACAACAGAGACUGCAUCCUGCUGUCCUUCUUUGACGAUCACGACAUUUGGCAUUUCCUGUCCUCCAUCGCCAUGUUUGGGUCUUUCCUGGUCCUUCUGACCAUGGAUGAUGACCUGGACACCGUCCAGAGAGACAAGAUCUAUGUCUUCUAGAUGUCUCAGCUUGUCCUUGUUGCCUUAUCAUUCAUAAUCUGUCUCUGGGCAUCUCCUACACGUUAUCUAAUUCAUAGCCAGAGGCCACUUGGAGCCAGCACCCUCCUAUCAGCUGGACAGACAUGAAUGUGCCAAUCAGGAGCUGGAUCAGCGUCCUGCUGCCAUCACUGAUGCUACUGCUGUUUUCCGUGUUGACGUGCUGCAGCUGUCCCCGAACCUGUUCAUACAUUUUUAUGACACACACACACACACACACACAGUGCUGAGUGUGUGUUGUUUGUAUCGGGAUUAGUGCGUUUCUAAACCGAUGACCUGUCAGUGGCCUUCUGUGUUCUAAUGUGAGUCACUAGCUGAGCUCUGAUUGGUCAGAUUUCCCUGCUCACGGGGAAUGUGGAUGAUGAAUUGUAUCGUGUCUGACUGAGACUGGAGGGUUUAGCACGGUUCUGUAUGAAAAACUAUUUUAUUGUUCAACAUUAAAAUGAGCGGUUACAGAAUUAAGUUUUUAUUUUCCUGCAAAGUAAAUUACGGUGACGAGCUUUGGGUAGCGACCGAAAAAACCGAUCAUGGACACAAGUGGCUGAAAUGAGUUAUCUGCAGGAUGGAUGGCUGUGCCUUAGAGAGGGGGUGCACAGUUUGGGAGGGGCUCGGAGUAGACCCGCUGCUCCUCCACAUCGAGAGGAGCCAGUUGAGGUGGCUUGGGCAUCUGGUCAGGAUGCCUCCAUGGUGAGGUUUUCCAGGCACGUCCAGCUGGGAGGAGACCUAAAGGAAGACCCAGGGAACGCCUUGGGAUUCCCCCAGAGGAGCUGGCCCAGGUGGCUGGGGAGAGGGAAGGCUGGGCCGCUACGCUGACCCCGGAGAAGUGGACAAAAAUAAAUGAAUGGACGUGUGAAUUAAAAUAAGCACACUGACAUGAAUUUAUAUAAACGGUUUAUUUAAAUAUUGUAUAAAACACACAGCACCGUUUACAUAACUGAGCAGCGGAGUGACGACGGCUGGGUUUGUAGGGAACUGCAGACUUCCUGCUUCAGCUCAGGGCCGACAUCGGCAGCUUCCUUGUUACCUGUCCUCAGUAGUGAUAGACUCGGAUCUGGUUGUUGUCGUCCAGACCCAGUUGCACCAGGCUGCUCUGGGAGGGGAGGGGGCGGUAACGGAUGAACAGAGGUCUGGAAGACCGUUAAGCCAACAACGGAGAAAACAAUAAAAUCCACCAGAAUGGU
This is a messenger RNA of Nothobranchius furzeri (turquoise killifish), 4095 nucleotides long. RefSeq names its product SID1 transmembrane family, member 2 (gene sidt2). The record is from RefSeq and is a predicted model, not a curated record. Gene Ontology annotation, molecular function: RNA transmembrane transporter activity; double-stranded RNA binding. Gene Ontology annotation, cellular component: plasma membrane; lysosome. NCBI's taxonomy places the organism in Eukaryota, Metazoa, Chordata, Actinopteri, Cyprinodontiformes, Nothobranchiidae. Gene Ontology annotation, biological process: RNA transport.